AUGGCUGCGGCUCGGAUCGUGAAAGUGGCCGCGGUUCAGGCGGCGCCAGUCUCCUUCGACCUCGAAAAAAGUCUAGAAAAACUAACAAAAAUAGUCGGUGAAGCAGCUGGAGCCGGAGCGGACCUUAUCGUGUUUCCUGAGGCUUUCUUAUCCGCGUAUCCAUGGCUAUAUGCCUUUGAUGCCACGAUUGGCGCUCGGGAGCAGCGUGGAAGAGAGUGGUACGCAAAGUACUACCAUUCAGCUGUUGCUGUGCCUUCCCCGGCCGUUGACACGAUAUCGAAAGCGGCAAAAGCCCACAAGGUCUAUAUCCAGGUCGGCAUCAUUGAGAAAGACGGGGGCACGCUAUACUGUACUGCUUUGUUGGUUGGCCGAGAUGGGUCGGUGCUAUUGAAGCAUCGUAAGUUGAUACCUACUGCUGCAGAGCGUCUGGUGUGGGGACGAGGUGCAGGUGAUGGUCUUGAAGUUGUACAGACUGAUAUUGGCAAAAUUGGCACGCUGAUAUGUUGGGAGAAUUACAUGCCCGCAGCGCGGUUGGCUCUCUAUCAGCAAGGCGUCGAAAUCUACAUCGCGCCUAACGCGGAUGAUCUACCAUCGUGGAUCGCAUCUAUGCAGCAUAUCGCUAAAGAAGGACGCUGCUUCGUUGUCUCAGUAAAUUCGGUGGUUAAAGUUUCGGACUUUCCACAAGACUAUCCACCGUUUACUGCUGAGCACCAUGGCACGAAGCCAGACGGUUCAAAAUGGGAGCCUGAAGAUAUUGUGAAUCACGGCGGAUCCUUUAUCGUAGGACCUCUAGGAAUUCCCGUAACCGAGCCGGUAUGGGAUAAAGAAGAGAUUAUCUACGCCGAUUUGAAGAUGCCGGAAAUAACAGAGUCAAGGCUUGACUUCGAUCCGGUUGGCAGCUAUGCCCGUCCAGAUGUGUUCACCUUGACCGUGAAUACAAAACCCGGAACCAACGUGAGCUUUAUCAAAUAA
Molecule: messenger RNA, 972 nt
Organism: Daldinia caldariorum
Lineage: Eukaryota; Fungi; Ascomycota; Sordariomycetes; Xylariales; Hypoxylaceae
Product: carbon-nitrogen hydrolase
Exons: 8
Coding region: 1-972 (323 amino acids)
Molecular function (GO): catalytic activity
Source: RefSeq, a predicted model, not a curated record